Staurois parvus is the source of this 388-nucleotide messenger RNA. Lineage: Eukaryota; Metazoa; Chordata; Amphibia; Anura; Ranidae. The record is from the annotation of a GenBank genome assembly.
UCCCAGUCUCAGUGCGCAUCAGUCACGCUGACAGCUCAGGGGACAAGUACACUGUUCAUCAGGGCACUGAUGAUCAGUGUGCUCUGAUGAUCAGUGUAGCCCAAGCAGUGCCACCUGUCAGUGUCCAUCAGUGCCUUGUGUCAGUGCUCAUCAGUGCCUCGUGCCAGUGCCCAUCAGUGCCACAUCAAUGCCACAUAUCAGUGCCUACCAGUGCACAUCAAUGCCACAUAUCAGUGCCCAUCUGAGCAACUUUCAAUGUUACCCAUCAGUGCCAGUCAGUGCCACCUAUCAAUGCCAAUCAGUGCCUCCUCAUCAGUGCCACCUAUCAGUGUCCAUCAGUGCAGCCUAUCAGUGCCCAUUAGUGCAGCCUCAUUAGCGCACAUCAGUG